AUGAGGCAGCCGGAGAUGUCUCAUUCUCCUGCUUAUUAUCAGGACAACGAUCAGCUUGUGACGGCAUACCUCCAAGAUGUACAGACACCUGCCACACUUCCUGCGGUACAUCUUCCUCCCAAAUCGUCGUCUUCUCGGCAGUCUCACAACCAGAAGAGUGUGGUCAAUGUUAACCCUUCGGAUCUACAUUCCAUCCACGACGACGUGGACUCUUACGCUCCUCCCAAUACGAGCAAUACCCCAAACGAUCACCAUCGGCACGACCAGGAGUUGCGGAAGCCCGAGAACUAUAAUCAGGUGCCAGUUGGAUUUGUUUAUCCGGUCUCUGAACAACUAGUGGUGGCUCCGGUGACUAACGGAGCUGUGCGCAAAGACGAGCGCAUUCGUGGCAGUUGGACCGACCAUUCAUCAUACAUGUCCGGCGACCAUUACCCUCAUAGCGCCCCCCGCGUCCACAAACGAGCCAUACCUGAAGACGGCCCUCCCGUGGAUGAGAGUCAGGAUGCACUAUCGAUGCUGUUUCGACUCUCACUUCCCGUCCCCAUUUUAUCCCUCUGCACAUCCUUAUAUACCGUCUUCGGUCUGAUCUUCGUCGUCCUCGUGUCUCCCCUUCGUCUCUGCUCCUUCGUUCCCUAUCUUCGCUCGACGUCGUUUCGUGCACAGCUCUGCGACCUUCUAGUGCCUCAGUUGCACAUACACGAGCGAUUAGUCCGCCUGCGAGGGUCCGCCGCAUCUCAAUCCUCCUCACAUCAAUCAAUAUAUAAUGACCCUGAACGCUCAUCUCCUGCUGAGGCAAUGGACUGCUAUUCUGUGGGUGGAUUAUUCAUGGUCCUUCUGCUGUCCUCCUUGCUGUCUAUCGCAUUCCUCCUUCUCGCCUGGACUGCUGCCUUCUUUUGGGUUUUUGCCAUGAUCCUUGGCAAUCCCGACGGCACCGAGCGCAAGGAUGAUGGCCGUGCGGCGGUUCUUGGCGUCAGUCGAUGGUGGCACUUGUGGCUCGGCAAAGCCAAAAAGGCGUCUCGCUGA
Aspergillus thermomutatus is the source of this 1023-nucleotide messenger RNA. RefSeq lists its product as uncharacterized. NCBI's taxonomy places the organism in Eukaryota, Fungi, Ascomycota, Eurotiomycetes, Eurotiales, Aspergillaceae. The transcript has 3 exons. Bases 1 to 1023 code for a protein of 340 amino acids. The record is from RefSeq and is a predicted model, not a curated record.